Penicillium taxi is the source of this 1536-nucleotide messenger RNA. Its product is annotated as cytochrome P450. The record is from RefSeq and is a predicted model, not a curated record. The transcript is spliced from 4 exons. NCBI's taxonomy places the organism in Eukaryota, Fungi, Ascomycota, Eurotiomycetes, Eurotiales, Aspergillaceae. Bases 1 to 1536 code for a protein of 511 amino acids. Gene Ontology annotation, biological process: ergosterol biosynthetic process. Gene Ontology annotation, molecular function: iron ion binding; oxidoreductase activity, acting on paired donors, with incorporation or reduction of molecular oxygen; heme binding.
AUGGAUGUACUGCCGCAGCUCGUCGGCAGCCAAAUGCUGCGAAUUGGCGCCUAUGUGGUCGGCCUCUUCACACUUGCAGUAGUCCUGAAUCUCAUCAGCCAGCUAUUCUUCUACAAGCGUAAUGAGCCUCCAGUUGUCUUCCACUGGGUGCCCUUCAUUGGAAGCACCAUUGGAUAUGGAAUGGAUCCUUACAAAUUCUUCUUUGACAACCGGGCAAAGUACGGAGAUGUUUUCACAUUUAUCCUGCUUGGAUCGAAGACCACUGUCUAUCUUGGAAUGGAUGGAAACGAGUUCGUACUCAAUGGCAAGCUGAAGGAUGUCAAUGCCGAAGAGAUCUAUGGAAAAUUGACCACACCUGUGUUUGGAUCCGACGUUGUUUACGACUGCCCCAACUGGAAACUGAUGGAGCAGAAGAAGUUCGUCAAGUACGGACUCAGCCAACAAGCCCUGGAAUCCUACGUCCCCCUCAUCGAAGACGAAUGCAACCAAUACAUCAAAUCAUCCGGAAAGUUCAAGGGCAACUCAGGCACAGUCGAACUCGGUGACACUAUGGCCGAAAUUACCAUCUACACAUCCGGUCGCACCAUGCAAGGCGAUGAAGUUCGCUCAAAGCUCACCUCGGAAUUCACUGACCUUUUCAACGACUUAGAUGCCGGCUUCCAGCCCAUCAACUUCAUGCUUCCCUGGGCACCACUUCCUCACAACCGUGCACGAGACCGUGCCCAUGGCAAAAUGCGCGAAGUCUACCUGGAAAUUAUCCGCCAACGUCGCGAGGCCCUCAAGAAGGGUGGCCCGCAAAACCAUGAUAUGAUCUGGAACCUGAUGACUUGCUCCUACCGCGAUGGCACCGCCCUUCCCGACAAGGAGAUUGCUCACAUCAUGAUCACCCUCCUUAUGGCCGGCCAACACUCCUCGUCAUCAAUCAGCUGCUGGAUUCUGCUGCGCCUUGCUUCAGAGCCCGAGUUCACUGAGAAGUUGUAUCAGGAACAGGUCAACGCAUUCGGUGCUGACCUCCCAUCUCUCAAGUACAGCGACCUGGACAAGUUGCCUCUGCAUACUGCCGUGAUCAAGGAGACUCUGCGUAUCCACUCCUCCAUCCACUCAAUCAUGCGUAAGGUUAAAAACCCUCUUCCCGUACCCGGAACCAACUACGUUAUCCCCACUUCCCACACAGUGCUUGCAUCGCCUGGUGUAACCUCUCGCGAUGAGAAGUACUUCCCCAACCCCCUGGUCUGGAAUCCACACCGCUGGGAGACCCGUGUCGAGCCCGAAGAGGACACUGAGACAGUGGAUUACGGAUACGGCGCCGUUUCAAAGGGUACUCGCAGCCCAUACCUACCUUUCGGAGCUGGUCGUCACCGCUGUAUUGGAGAGAAAUUCGCCUACAUGAACCUCCAAGUCAUCAUUGCCACAUUUGUACGCAACUUCAAGUUCUUUACCGUUGACGGUAAGGUCGGUGUUCCAGAGACGGAUUAUAAGACUCUCUUUUCCCGGCCUAUCCAACCUGCUACAGUGCGGUGGGAAAAGCGCAACUAG